Magallana angulata is the source of this 1734-nucleotide messenger RNA. Its product is annotated as UPF0489 protein C5orf22 homolog. The record is from RefSeq and is a predicted model, not a curated record. The transcript has 7 exons. Lineage: Eukaryota; Metazoa; Mollusca; Bivalvia; Ostreida; Ostreidae. Bases 92 to 1675 code for a protein of 527 amino acids.
AUGGCAGCGUCCAUGGAGGAGACGUGAAGUAAACAAAACGCCAAGAAAUCACUAGUUUGAAGUUCCUAAGCUAGUUUUUUUGCUUUUAAAAAUGAGUAAAACAAAAAAGAUAAAAAGUUACAGACGUUUACCGUUAUACAUUGUUGAAGAUCACAAUGAGGUUCUGCCAUACAUUCACAGAGCUAUUGGAAGUCACCAUCUACCAUUUUCAAACCUUGUGUUUGUGCAUUUUGACUCUCACCCAGACAUGCUCAUUCCAAAGGAUAUGCCAGCAGAUGAGACUUUUAACAAAGAAAUCCUAUACGAAAACAUCAGCAUAGAAAACUGGAUUAUGCCAAUGAUCUAUGCUGGUCAUAUAAGUGUGAUUCUGUGGGUCAAACCCCCAUGGUGUUCCCAGAUAGAGGACAAGAACAUCCACUUCUAUGUCGGCAAAUGUGUCACCACUGGAACUUUAAGGUGCAGCUGCAAGGAAUCUUAUUUUGUGAGUGAAACACUGUACAGACCGGAAUCACAGCUGACAAAUAAGAAACUGGUCCAGCUCGUUGUGUUUACUCUGAGGCCAAAUGGCUGGAGAGAGGAAUCAGGCUUGUACAAAUCAGCAGAGGAUAUGCAGCAAGAACACAAAGGGAAUGUUAGAAAGGGAAAUGUCAAAGAGGCAGCUAUUAAGGGACAAAUCAACAAAAGCAGUAAAGUGCAGGAAAAAUUAGCUGGUGGAGAGACUGAUAGUAAACAGAAUAAAAAGAAUGUUGAUGAAUGUGUGAUGGGAAAUUCUGUUAAUGAAAAAACUAACAAUACAUGUGUGAAAUGUGGAGGUUUACGUAAUGAUUUACUGCAGACAGGAGAAUCAAGAUACUCAGAAAAAGACAAAUUGGUGACUGAUGAAAGACAAGACUUGAAUGAUGGUGAAAUAAAAAAACAUUGUACAUGUACUGAUUUGCAUUCAGAAACUUUUAUAGACAAUGCAAAUGACUCCCCAGGCCCUAGUGGAAGCCAGAAUUCUUCCUCGUGUGAUAUUACCCAUGAUAAAUUCAGACAGUCUUUAAAAGAUAUCAGCAGUCUGUUGAAUGAAUUCUCGGACGGAACUUUAAUAUUAGAUAUUGACUUGGACUUUUAUUCCACCAAAAACCCUUUUCUGGAGGUGUACACUCCUUCACAGUAUAAAAUACUACAGGAACUGUACAGAUUUCAAGCACCCACCAGCAAUUCAGAUGAGGAUAUUGAGGCUUGUGUAGUUAAAAGGGAAAAGGAGUUGAAUCAUUUAAAGCAGGAGUUCCUGAAGUUUUCACAAUGUUCAGAACCAUUGCUAAGCCAUCCGAAAGCGAAUCAGAUGAAAGCUUUGGUAGAGGACUUGCAAUCUUGUCAGACAGAGGGUGGUGAUGCCGUGAACUUUGACCUCUUGCACGAGGCGGGAUGUACCUGUGACGACACAGAGCUCCCCCACCAUGUCAGCAGUCAGGAGCAAAUAAAUCUCUUGGUCGACGCAACUCAAGAAUUCCUGUCCCACCUCAAAAGACCAACCAUUAUUACAAUGGCCAGAUCCAGCCAAGAUGACUACUGCCCACCAGAUCAAGUGGAAUCCAUCCAGAACAGUGUUUUGGAGAUUCUACAGGACUUGUACUUAGAGAUAGAGCUUACUGUUGAUUAUGAGUUAUCAAUGGAAUCAACAAACCUUUAAUUGUGUUUUUGAGUAUUCAUGAAUUAAAAUAAAUACCAAUAAAUACCAAUAAAUAUCCU